CUUCACCAAUCAUGUCUUCAUUUUUCCUCCACAGGUUCUUUCUGCUGCUUAUGGAAUCCCAAGAAAUCAAACAUGAACAUAUACCAGCUGAAAACAGAAGUAAAAAAUAAGACAUAACGUAAGUGCUGAAGCUCAAUAUAUUGAUGGUAGCUUUAAGUUUCCAAGCUGUCCACUUAACGACAGCUGAGCGAAGUCUUAGUUUGCAGAAAUGGAGACCUAGAAGUACGGUGAUUAGGUGUAGAAUUGCAGAGCCUACAGGAGAACCGGCUCCUUUAGGACAGAAGACAAAAUAUAGUGAUGGGUUCUUUGAGAAGGCAUUCAUGACUCUUUUUGCUAGGAAAAUGGAGAAAUUUGCAGCUCCAGCCAAGAAUGCGAUUUAUGAGAGUAAGGAGAAAGGUUGGUUGGAUUAUGAUUAUGAGAGUUUUGUUGAUGUUUCAAGGAGAGUAAUGCAAGGAAGGAACCGAUUACAGCAGCAAGAAGUUGUCCGUGAAGUUCUUUUGUCUAUGCUCCCUCCAGGUGCCCCCGAGCAGUUCAAGAAACUGUUUCCACCAACAAGGUGGGCUGCAGAGUUCAAUGCUGCAUUAACAGUGCCAUUCUUUCAGUGGUUAGUUGGGCCUUCUGAGGUUGUAGAAGUUGAGGUAAAUGGAGUAAAGCAAAAAAGCGGAGUUCAUAUAAAGAAGUGCAGGUACCUUGAGAAUAGUGGAUGUGUAGGGAUGUGCGUGAAUAUGUGCAAGAUUCCCACUCAAGAUUUCUUCACCAAUGAAUUUGGACUUGCACUGACCAUGAUCCCCAAUUUUGAAGAUAUGAGCUGUGAAAUGGUGUACGGACAAGCUCCACCUCCAUUUGAAGAGGAUCCAGUACACAAACAACCCUGUUAUACAAAUAUUUGUUCCGUGGCAAACCCCAACUCCAGCAUUUGUCAUAAGCUCCAGGCUUGAAAGAUAUAUAGUGCUUCUUUGGUCUAAUGUAUUGUAUAACAGUUUUACAAAAACAAUUGGUUUCUUCUACACCUUCUACAGUUGGUUUAAAAGAUUAGAAAGUGCAGAAAGUUUUGAGCUUUUUAAUCUUUCAGGAAUUCAGAUUUCUUAGAUUCUGAGGUUCUUUGCUAAGCAUGUGAUACUCGAAGCUCAAAUUACAUGUGAAAUUAUAGUUGAAAAAACUAUAGUGCAUUAUAUAACAAACAAUAACUGUUCAUUCAA
Messenger RNA from Mercurialis annua (annual mercury), 1199 nucleotides. RefSeq names its product beta-carotene isomerase D27, chloroplastic. Gene Ontology annotation, molecular function: iron ion binding. The record is from RefSeq and is a predicted model, not a curated record. NCBI's taxonomy places the organism in Eukaryota, Viridiplantae, Streptophyta, Magnoliopsida, Malpighiales, Euphorbiaceae. Bases 144 to 938 code for a protein of 264 amino acids. The transcript has 6 exons.